This is a messenger RNA of Lutzomyia longipalpis, 1211 nucleotides long. It is a transcript of the gene Dak1, whose product is annotated as UMP-CMP kinase. Gene Ontology annotation, biological process: UDP biosynthetic process; CDP biosynthetic process; 'de novo' pyrimidine nucleobase biosynthetic process. The transcript is spliced from 2 exons. The coding region runs from base 1 to 714 and encodes 237 amino acids. Gene Ontology annotation, cellular component: nucleus; cytoplasm. Lineage: Eukaryota; Metazoa; Arthropoda; Insecta; Diptera; Psychodidae. Gene Ontology annotation, molecular function: ATP binding; UMP kinase activity. The record is from RefSeq and is a predicted model, not a curated record.
AUGUUAGAUAAUUUGUUACGUUUAAGUUCAGUGAUUGGUCGAUUUGCUCAGAAAGGGCAGGUGCGAAUAUUAAGUAAAUUAUCCGUGGAAAACAGUGCUAAAAGUUGCCGGGGAAAAAUGAGUUUGCCAAAGCCCAACAUUGUGUUUGUUUUGGGUGCUCCCGGAUCCGGAAAAGGCACCCAAUGUGAGAAAAUUGUAAAAAAUUUCGGCUACGUGCACCUCUCGGCGGGAGACUUGCUGCGUGAGGAGCGCAGCCGGGAGGGUUCUGAGUACGGGGAACUCAUUGAGAACUACAUCCGGAAUGGAAAGAUUGUGCCUGUGGAUGUGACCUGUGCCCUCCUCGAAAAUGCCAUGACCCAGAACAUGAAGGUGAGCGGGAAGGAUAGUUUUCUCAUUGAUGGCUUCCCACGGAAUCAGGACAAUCUGGAUGGGUGGCAACGGAGGAUGUCUGAGAAGGUGAAUUUGAAAUUUGUCAUUGUAUUCAAUUGCCCGGAGGAAGCUUGCGUUGAGCGCUGCAUAAAUCGUGGCAAGAGCGGGAGCAAUCGCUCAGACGACAACAUUGAGAGCCUCAAGAAGAGAUUCGACACCUUCAUCAAUGACUCUCUACCCAUCAUUAAUCACUACAAGGAGCAAAAUCUGGUCCGUGAAGUGGAUGCUACCAAGAAUCCUGAUGAAGUAUUUGAGGAUGUUAAAGUUCUUUUUGCUGACAAGUAGAACAAAAAUGUUGAGAGAGAGAGAGAGAGCUGAGCAUUGAGGGAUUUCUUUAUUGAUUUUUCUCUAUUUUCCAACAUUAAUUUUUUAAGUUUUUUUUUUUUAAGAGAAAAGUUAUUCUAAUAAGUUUUGUGUGAGAACAUUUUGACCUUGCGCUUGAAGAAGAAUUCUAAAUUGGCUUUAUUAAAAAAUUUUCUCUCCUAAUUUAAAGCCAAAUUAAAUGAGAGAAUUGUUUUUCUUUAAUUUGGUAUUGCAUUUAUUUACCAAAAAUAUUAAAUUAUUCUCUUUUUUUAAGCAAGUCUUUUGAUAUUUCUAAAAGAAUGUUCUUAAAAGAAUUUUUUACUUAAGAAAAUUUGAAGAAAAAUCAAUAAAUCCCUCAAUGUGAAAACCAAAAAAAAUUAAAUCUUUAUAGAGGAGGUAAAGGUUAAAAGUGCAUGGGUACUUUAAAGAUAUCAACUUAAUGUUAAUAAAUGUAUUGUCAUUCCGAAAAGAAUAUAAAA